UUUGUUCUGACUCGUCCUUGGUGGUUUGACACAGCUAAAGAAUGGAGGUGUGUGUGCAAAAAAUGCUAUGUUGAUGCGGAGACUGAGCAGACUCAUAUCCCAGAGAAGAAACGGGGUCAUUGGCGGAAAAAGGAGGACACCUCCAAGUCACAUAGUCAACUAUCGCCCCCCGGUGACUCCCAUGUCUCUCUCCAGGGUGGGUUUAACCCAAAAAAUCCGUCAUCUUACAAUGGGCUGUGGGAGAUCGGCUCAACUCGGAGAAUCCUCUUGCAGCUGUUCAGGGAGCCGAGGAUAGGACCAAGACAUCGGGCCGAGUCAAUGAGGGUUUCUCGUCCGCUUUUGUCCUGCGCUUCUCGGCCGCGGUGUCUGUGCACAGUGCGUAAAUGCGCUCGGAGUAGAGAAGACAGGCCCCCGAGGAGCACUGUAAAUGUUGAGAUUCAGUCCUGGUCGGACAUCGUGGUAGUGAAUCGAUUUCUUCAUAGUUCCGCUGAGCGGAUGGAGUGAAUUGUGCAAAAGGGGAGAGAGACAGACCACAGCUUGGUUGCGUGUGAUGAUAGGAGACACAAUGACGCUCUUGUCUCUUCUGGGUCGGAUCAUGCGCUAUUUUCUCCUCAGGCCUGAGACAUUGUUUCUGUUGUGCAUCAGUCUGGCGCUGUGGAGUUAUUUCUUCCACACCGACGAGGUGAAAACCAUCGUCAAGUCCAGUCGGGACGCCGUGAAGAUGGUGAAGGGGAAAGUGGCGGAGAUGAUGCAGAAUGACCGACUGGGAGGCCUCAGUGUCCUGGACGCAGAGUUCUCCAAAACCUGGGAGUUCAAGAACAACAACGUAGCCGUGUACUCCAUACAGGGGAGGAGAGAUCACAUGGAGGACCGCUUCGAGGUGCUCACCGACAUCGCCAACAAGACUCAUCCGUCCAUUUUCGGGAUAUUUGACGGUCACGGUGGAGAGGCUGCAGCGGACUAUGUGAAGGCCCACCUGCCCGAGUCCCUGAAGCAGCAGCUGCAGGCCUUUGAGAGAGAGAAGAGAGACAGCGCCCUCUCUUACACCAGCAUCCUCGAGCAGCGCAUCCUGGCUGUGGAUCGUGAGAUGCUGGACAAGCUCUCUGCCAACCAUGAUGAAGCAGGAACGACAUGUCUAGUGGCGCUGCUGUCAGACAGAGAACUCACAGUGGCCAACGUCGGAGACUCUCGCGGUGUGUUGUGUGACAAAGAUGGGAACGCUGUCGCACUGUCACAUGAUCACAAACCAUAUCAGCUCAAAGAACGCAAGAGGAUCAAGAGGGCAGGGGGUUUCAUCAGUUUUAAUGGCUCCUGGAGAGUGCAGGGAAUCCUGGCGAUGUCCCGCUCUCUAGGGGACUACCCACUGAAAAACCUCAACGUAGUCAUCCCCGACCCUGAUAUCAUGACCUUUGACCUGGACAAACUGCAGCCAGAGUUCAUGAUCCUGGCUUCUGAUGGACUGUGGGACGCCUUCAGCAACGAGGAGGCCGUUCGGUUCGUCCGCGAGCGCCUGGAUGAGCCUCACUUCGGGGCCAAGAGCAUCGUCCUCCAGUCCUUCUACCGCGGCUGUCCCGACAACAUCACCGUAAUGGUGGUGAAGUUCAAAAGUGGAGCUGGGGGGAGCAGCAAGUCAGGGGAGUAGGUCAAGUUUAGAGCUCACAUUGUGAUCAAUGUUUUCUAUGAUUUUCCCCAUCCUCUGGAUGGAGCAACAAGUAUGUUAUCAAUGGAGGACUGAGAGAAUAUGAAAUAUAGACACUGAGGCCUGUACUUCUGAGAAGCAUACAAACACACACACACACAUACAAACACAUACAUACAAACACAUGUAACAAUGAAGUUUUCUUUUGUUUGUAGGUUUCUGACUUGAGAUAAGGGCAUGUAAACACAAUAUAAACCCAAUAACCAUUUGCCAACUUAAUGAUGAAUACAUUAAAAUACAGAUGUUCUCCAACAGUGGAGAUGCAUAAAUGCAGGACAAGCAGACACCAAACAGGGGUUUUCUCUUAACCAGCACUCUUUAGACUGUGAUUGAUUUACUACUGUUUACUGUACAUGCACAUGAAUGGUACAGCUCCACUGGAGGCUUCUUCAGAGGAGGCUUAAACUAGUGCCUACUCAAGAACUUACUGUGCAACUACAGGAAGCUACUAAAAAUGUAUUUACAAAGACCAUUGUUGCUUGCUGCAUUUUGAUGAUGCUCUUACAUAAUGUAUGUAAUGUAUCACAUUGUUGACCUGAGAAAAAAAAAAAAAAAAAAAAAGAGACUCCAGUGGAUCCAUACCUUUAUCUAACUUGAAGUGAUGCUACACCCAAAAUUUAACUUUUAAGUAUCAAAUACUCAUUCCCUGUGGAACUGAGAGGUGGCUGUUAAUCAUUUGUAGUUUCAUCAUCUAGCUGCAUUCAAUAGAGUGGAAAAAGAUUGGCAGGAGUCUGACAAAUCACAGCUCCCUCUACUGCUCUGUGGGUUGGAUUUUGUUUUAAUUUUGAGGUGCCACACUGCUUACAAGUCUUUAAAUUAAAGAUACCUUUUAAGUUAAGGCGAUAAUGAACAAGAGGAUACCUUAAACAACCUCUCAAAGUAAUUUUGCUGUUCCAUUUUAAAAUAUAAUUAAUAAUUCAUUGUUUAAAGAUGGAAUAAGUAAAGAGUAUUUGUAACUGGAAAAUGUAACGGCCCCUUCACAUGCUCAACAUGAUUCUGCAAACUUCUCAAAGUGUAAUGAGCUACGAC
Seriola dumerili (greater amberjack) is the source of this 2728-nucleotide messenger RNA. RefSeq names its product protein phosphatase 1L (gene ppm1la). Gene Ontology annotation, molecular function: cation binding; protein serine/threonine phosphatase activity. The transcript has 4 exons. Lineage: Eukaryota; Metazoa; Chordata; Actinopteri; Carangiformes; Carangidae. Bases 551 to 1642 code for a protein of 363 amino acids. Gene Ontology annotation, cellular component: cytosol; nucleus. The record is from RefSeq and is a predicted model, not a curated record. Gene Ontology annotation, biological process: positive regulation of canonical NF-kappaB signal transduction; positive regulation of canonical Wnt signaling pathway; protein dephosphorylation.